Messenger RNA from Ceutorhynchus assimilis (cabbage seed weevil), 708 nucleotides. Lineage: Eukaryota; Metazoa; Arthropoda; Insecta; Coleoptera; Curculionidae. The record is from the annotation of a GenBank genome assembly.
AUGGUGCAAAAUGCUACUGAACAAUUAGAAGGCCAUCAAAGAAAUCUGGACUUAAUUAAACAAAACGCCGAUCGUUUUAUAUCGUGGGGACAAAAUGAGCUAAUUGCCAGAAAUAUUGAAGCAGAUAUUGAAGAUAGUUUUCCCGAGAAAAGGAUACCAAGGGUAAAGAAAUUUUUUGAUGAGAAAUCGAGAGAUGAAAGGCCAAAGAACCUCGGCGAAGAAUUCAAAAUUACGACAUUGGACACUGCUGUUGAAUCGAUGAAAAAGAGAUAUGGAAAAAACAUGGAUGCUUGCAGAGGUAUGGCAAUCCUUAGCCCACAUAAUUUUCAAAAAAUUAGAGAUUCGGGAGUACCAGACAAUGCAUUCAAAUCACUGUCUGAGAAAUUGUUGCCCUUCAAUUCCCAAGCAACACCAGAGAGACUCGUUGAAGAAUUAUAUAGUUUCGCCUGCAAUUGGGAUAGCUUCAAACUCACAAUUAAUGAUUUUUAUAAACUUAGUCUCAAUCUCUUGAAUGAUGAAGAGGAAGAAGAGGGUAAUGAAGACGAAGAACACUGUAUAAUGCAAGCGACUCCCGCACCAUCAAAACCAAAACGAAAUUGCAAUAGCUGCAAAAAUUGUGUGACAGGCAAUAAUCGCUGGACGAUGUGUUACAGGAGGCCCCAAUCCUAUUUGUACCACCUGUGGCAUCCACACCAAACUACGACUUAA